This is a messenger RNA of Dovyalis caffra, 2079 nucleotides long. The record is from the annotation of a GenBank genome assembly. NCBI's taxonomy places the organism in Eukaryota, Viridiplantae, Streptophyta, Magnoliopsida, Malpighiales, Salicaceae.
AUGGAUAUAUGGAAUCGUGCAUCUUCUGGUGGUGCUUCUUCCAUUAACAAGGCACCGUUGGAUUUUUCAAAUACGGUGAUGGAGAAGGCUCAUUUUGAACAACAAGGGAGAGUUCGUGUUGAUGAGAAAAAUUUAGAUGUGGACCAUAGAGAAGUUUACUUCUUGAUUAUGCAUUUUCUAUCUUCUGGGCCAUUCCAUAGGACUUCUAGACAAUUCCGGGAUGAAGUUUUAGAACAUGAGCUUCUACCAAGAAGAUAUCAUGCUUGGUUUUCAAGAAGUGGUGCACAUAGCAGGAAUGAUAGCGAUGAUGGUGUCUCUCUUCCUUUAAGUUAUGAUAAAUUGGCAGAAAGGUAUCGUCAUAUUGAGAAGGAUCAUUUGGUAAAGCUUCUGAAACAAUUGCUGCUGAACACAGACUCUAUGCUUGGCGAGGCUGGAGGGAAUAGCCUAAAUGCAGCUCAUGUUCCUACAAUACUGGGAUCUGGUGAGAGGAGUAUGCAUAAGCAAGCUAAGCCCCUGCCAACGAACCUGCGUUGGCCUCACAUGCAGAUUGAUCAGGUGCAUGGGCUGAGUUUAAGGGAAAUUGGAGGAGGUUUUGCAAAGCACCAUCGUGCUCCAUCCAUUCGCUAUGCUUGUUAUGCCAUUGCUAAGCCAUUGACGAUGGUGCAGAAGAUGCAAAAUACAAAGAAGUUAAGGGGACACCGCACUGCUGUCUAUUGUGGAUAUGGUCGCGCAAUAUUUGAUCGCUCAGGGAGGUAUGUUAUUACUGGUUCGGAUGAUCGUCUUGUCAAGAUUUGGUCAAUGGAGACUGCAUUUUGCCUGGCCAGCUGCAGAGGACACGAAGGUGACAUUACUGACUUGGCUGUAAGUUCAAACAAUGCUUUAGUGGCAUCCGCUUCCAAUGAUUUUGUCAUUCGAGUGUGGCGCUUGCCAGAUGGGAUGCCCAUUUCAGUCUUGCAGGGCCACACUGGAGCUGUUACUGCCAUUGCAUUUAGUCCCAGGCUGGGCUCUGUGUCAUCAGAUGAUGGAACUUGUCGAAUUUGGGAUGCUAGAUAUUCCCAAUGUAGUCCACGAAUUUAUGUGCCAAAGCCUUCAGAUGCUCUUACUGGGAAGAGCAGUGGUGCUUCUAGUAAUGGACCUUCCUCAAGUAAUGGUCCACAGAGCAAUCAGAUAUUGUGUUGUGCAUACAAUGCCAAUGGAACUGUUUUUGUCACUGGAAGCUCUGAUACUUACGCUAGGGUUUGGAAUGCCUGUAAAUCUAACACAGAUGAGUCAGAGCAACCUAUACAUGAGAUGGAUGUAUUAUCUGGCCAUGAGAAUGAUGUCAAUUAUGUUCAAUUCAGUGGCUGUGCUGUGGCUCCCAGAUCUUCAAUGUCUGACACUUUGAAGGAGGAUAGUGUUCCAAAAUUUAAAACUUCCUGGUUCUGUCAUGACAAAAUAGUUACCUGUUCCCGUGAUGGCAGUGCAAUCAUAUGGAGACCUAUAUCACGGAGAUCGCAUGUGAGGAAAAUCUGUACGUUGGACAAUGUCUUAUCAUCUGAAAGUUCCACCUCCUCCACUACCUCCACAACCUCUUCGGGGGGACCGCGCCAGAGAAUUCUUCCAACUCCUCGCGGUGUUAAUAUGAUUGUGUGGAGUCUUGAUAAGCGCUUUGUCUUAGCAGCUUCUUAUGUUUUAGAUGUUCAUCCUUUCAACCCUCGGAUAGCUAUGAGUGCUGGGUAUGAUGGUCGAACGAUAGUGUGGGAUAUAUGGGAAGGCAUUCCAAUUCGCAUAUAUGAAAUUGGCCGUGUCAAGUUGGUUGAUGGGAAGUUUUCUCCGGAUGGGACGUCAGUUGUGCUUUCUGAUGAUGUUGGUCAAAUACACUUGCUAAACACAGGCCAGGGUGAGUCUCAAAAGGAUGCCAAAUAUGACCAGGAUGGUUGUUUUGGUUAUAUUAUAUCUCUCAUGCAGUUCUUCCUUGGGGAUUAUCGACCCCUUAUCCGUGAUGCUGCAGGAAACGUUCUUGAUCAGUAUGAGAUCGUUUCUGGUGCAGGAGACACAACUCGCUCCACAUCGAAGGAACAUCGAAGAUCCUCUGUGUGA